UUAGAAGAAUCUUUUAAAUACAUCUCCUAUUCAUUUGGUCCUAAAAGCCAUGAGAGUAUAGCACAUUAUUGUGCAACCAUGUAUGAUGUAGUAGAGAAGAAAAGAGCUGAGAUGGGGAAGAAAAGAACCAAAAACAGAGCAAAAUCAUACACACUCCCUUCAUCACCAUCACAUGACUCAUUCUCAUCAUCUUCUUCCUCAGAUUUUGAGUUCACAAUCUCCAUUUCACCUCGCAAAUCCUCCAACACACUCUGUCCUGCAGAUGAACUCUUCUACAAAGGCCAACUCUUACCUCUUCAUCUCUCCCCUCGUAUCUCCAUGGUACGUACUCUCCUUCUCUCUUCCUCCUCCACCUCCUCCGCCACUUCCUCCUCCACUGCUCCCCGUGAUUCCACCGGUAGCAGCGCCUCCAAUGAUUCCACCACUUCUUUCAUCAGUGAUCUUGCUCUUUUUCCUGAUUCUUGUAAUUCUUCUUCACGACCAAGUUCUGUAACAGAAGAAGAUGAGUUAAAACGUCUUCACAAUUCCUCCAACAGUACUAGAUCCAAUUCACAGUUGAAGAAAACAAACAAGUAUUUCUCUUUGUCUAGAUUCUCCUCUGUUUUUCGUAAAGAAACCGUUGCUAAAACCCAAGAAGGUGAAACUGUUGCUAAUAGUAUUAACAACAGUUCAGUGAAAAUGAAGAGAAUGAGUGUUACUGCUAAAGAGGUGAUACGAAAAUAUUUCAAGAAAGUGAAACCAUUGUACGAGAAACUUUCACAAAAACAACAAACAGUUGAGGAAGGUGCAAAUAGUAAUACAAAUACAACAACGUUAACGGUUAUGUCUUUGUUAACAAAAACAGAGAGAUCUGAGAAGAAAGAGAAUGUGGCGAGUACUAUGUUAUCUCAUUCAUUUUCGGGGAAUUUAAGGUAUUCAAGAAAGAGAAGCUGUGUUUCAAGUUGUCCUUCUUCGAUGAGAUCUUCACCAAGUCAUUCUGGUGUUCUUUCACAAAAGGGUGUUCUUCUUCGUGGUGAUCGAGAUGCUUCUUCCAUGGAAGAGUUGCAGAGUGCUAUUCAAGGUGCUAUUACUCAUUGCAAAAACUCUUUGAUUACGAAUAAACAUGGGGUUAGUAGUAAUCAUGAAAUUAAUCUCAUCUAACUGUUGUAAUUUGUUCAAUUGGUGUUUCAUUUACUCUUUAGUAUAAUGUAGCAUCCCGUCUAUGAAGCACCGACACCCACAUAUCAAUGCCGAUAAUAAUAAUUUGAGAAAACAAAGUUACGUUAUUGAAUGUAAUCGCAUAUAUCUGACAUGUCUUCGAUGAAAGGUGUCGAUGCUACAAAGACCAUGCGUUAGUUUCUUAAUCUAUGUUUUUUGUUUUCGUUAAUUAACCAACAAUCAUGUUAAUGUUAAAAAAAAGGAGAAUAUUUUUCUUUUGCUUUUAAAUUUUUUGUAUUGUAGAAUCUGACGUGGAAUUGUUAGAACGUUGCAUUUGCAUGUGACUGAGUAGUUAGAUUUGUAACGUGCUUUUGGAUUUUUGCUCGGGAAAGUGGAAAAACUUUUUCUGACUGUUUUUUUAUUGCAUUGGAAAAUUUGAAAUCUUGUUGUGUCUGUGUAAUAAUAUUUUAGAAUUUAGUUUGUAAUAUUAAGAGUGACGUUGAUGUGGUA
This is a messenger RNA of Medicago truncatula (barrel medic), 1647 nucleotides long. Its product is annotated as probable membrane-associated kinase regulator 1. Gene Ontology annotation, molecular function: kinase inhibitor activity. The transcript has a single exon. The record is from RefSeq and is a predicted model, not a curated record. NCBI's taxonomy places the organism in Eukaryota, Viridiplantae, Streptophyta, Magnoliopsida, Fabales, Fabaceae. Gene Ontology annotation, cellular component: plasma membrane. The coding region runs from base 79 to 1140 and encodes 353 amino acids.